AUGGGCGGCUCCGUCGACUGGAUGUGCAUCGAGAAAGCAGACAGCGUACACGUUUAUGCUGGCCGGAAUCCGUUCACCACGUCGGACGCGCCAACGUUGUACAUGACGACAACGGAAAUCUACGCAACGUUAGACGAAGCCGCAGCUCUUCUGGACACGACGACGCCGGCCAAGGACCGCCACUUCAACUCGACCUUGUCCAGGGACAUCCUGGACAGCUGCAUUCUGUACGACGUCGCGCUGCCGACCCUGGACCAUCCGCGCAACUACAUUGGCGUGAAAUGGUGUGCGCUCGAGGUGUCGACGCGUUUCAAGUCCCGCGACUUUUGUUUGCUCGACUGCUCGGAUGAUUUUGUGUGGAGCGGACGGCGGGGCUGGGCCCGCGUAUUCCAUUCGAUCGAGUUGGAUUCGUGCCAUGAUAUGCAACAGUGCCUGAACCUUGUGCGGGGCAUGUCUUUAUGGAGUCGGCAACGCAGCCAGGCUAGGUGCACGUGGCACAGCUCGACCGACAACAGGGGCACGGUGCUCGACUGGGCCAACGACUUGUCUGUGAUACGCCGGAUCAAGGCGUUAAUGGACCUGAAUGCGCAGUUUCAGCGGCAUCGACUGACUCGCGCGACGUUUAUGGACGUCCACGACGUUGUGGCGUCGUCGGCGUGUGCCACCGUGCGCUUUCUCCAUUUCGACCCAUAA
Aphanomyces invadans is the source of this 693-nucleotide messenger RNA. RefSeq lists its product as hypothetical. The record is from RefSeq and is a predicted model, not a curated record. Bases 1 to 693 code for a protein of 230 amino acids. The transcript has 2 exons. Lineage: Eukaryota; Oomycota; Saprolegniomycetes; Saprolegniales; Verrucalvaceae.